This is a messenger RNA of Jatropha curcas, 1357 nucleotides long. NCBI's taxonomy places the organism in Eukaryota, Viridiplantae, Streptophyta, Magnoliopsida, Malpighiales, Euphorbiaceae. The record is from RefSeq and is a predicted model, not a curated record.
UAAAAUAACUGAAUUAAGAACUUUCUUCCUGCCAAAAUUAGGUGUUUUUGCAUACAAAAAAAAAGUAUAAAAAUACAUUUUAUAUUUGGUACAGAUCAAAGUUUUAAUUUAUUAGUAUAAGAAAACUAUAUAUUAAGUUAAGCCAUAAUAAGGGUAUAUAGAAUUCUAUAUGAAGUCAAAAUGAUAGGUAAUUGUCAAAAGAAAAAAAAUAAAAAUAGAGCUUAGGUAAUUUGGUCAGUUUUCAAACUUUGAAGCUUGUGGUAAUUUACUUAAUUGUGAUGAUAGCUCUGUGACAAAUGUGGGUCGCUGGAUAACGUGUCUUAUACUUUGUAGACUUGAUUUAUGCUUUAUGGGCGGAUCGGUCUUAUUUUUGCUCUGUGAGAACUGAGAAGGGAGAGAGGAGGUUCUUUGCUCUAGAUUUAGAGCUUAGAGGAAUCGCAAUAACUGAAUAAAAGAGGGAGCGACAGAUAUUAUGAGCAUGGACUGGAUCUCUCUAGAACUCAAACUAAUUUCUUGUAGAGAUCUGAAAGCCUUCAACUUGUUCCAGAAGCUGUCCGUCUAUGCAGUGGUUUCUAUUUCCAAUGACAGUGAUGAGGAAAAGAAAAAGAAGCAGAAUAGGGAGCAACAGCGGCAAAAGACUCUGAUAGAUGGAGGAGGUGGCAGCAACCCCGAGUGGAAUCAGGUGAUGCAAUUUGAUCUAAAACAUGUGUCUCAGAUUGAGAGCGAUCAUCUCUUUCUCAAAUUCAAACUGCGUUGUGCUGGUGUACUGUAUGGAAAGAGAUCUAUUGGUAAGGUUUGCGUUCCAUUCAAGGAUCUGAUUGAAGAAUUCGACGGGAAUGUCAGGUUUGUCAGCUAUCAGGUUAGAACUAGUGAUGGGAAACCCAAUGGAGUAUUGAAUUUUUCCUAUAAAGUGAAGAAGGAGGGAGAUGAUUUGCCACGUACGGCGGCAGCGACAACUACGAGCCAUUUUUCUCGGGAGAGAUUGCAAGUCGAGCCACAAAAGAAGCGCUUGUAUCCUUCCCUGGAUGACAUUCGCUCUCCUUUGCCAGUACCGUAUUAUAUUAUGUCUCCGACUCAACUGCCAGCUUUUGUUCACCAUCCUUGCCCAUCGCCACUGGUACAAUCUGCAGGGCCAUAUUGGCAUGGUAAGCAAACAGCAGCAGGUAAUGAAUAUGGCUUGCGGGGUGGGCAAUUGGGAUGUGACUAUUGAGUCUUCGGAUUUUCACCACAUAUGUAUUAGCUUUUAUUAUUAUUAUUAUUUGUACAAGUCAGAUUAAUUAAUCAGUGAUAAAAGAGAAACUGUUGUUCCUCUUUUUUUGGCUCUUCUCUUGAAGAGCUCUCGCAGCGAUUCCUCUAA